AUGAUAAAUGCGAUACAACCCCCUACUAAGGCGGAACAGAAUAAUAUUAAAGCCAUUAUCGGUAACUCAUAUAACAGGCUCUAUAGCCAAUUCUCAUCUAGCGAAUUAACAGAGGUGGGGAAUUAUAAGAUACAGAAACAGAUAGGAGAGGGCAGUUUUGGUAAAGUAUAUUUAGCAACACAUCGACCCACGAAACAGAAAGUUGUUCUGAAGACUGGUGAUAAAAGUGACCCCAAUGUGGUACGAGAAGUAUUUUACCAUAGACAGUUUGACUACCCAUACAUUACUAAGCUGUAUGAAGUUAUAGUGACCGAGACUAAAGUAUGGAUGGCUCUUGAAUAUUGCCCAGGAAAAGAGCUUUACGAUCAUUUGUUAUCGAAGAGUAGACUACCUACAUUGGAAUGCGCCGAACUUUUUGCUCAAAUCACCGGUGCUGUACACUACGCCCAUACUCUAAACUGUGUUCAUAGAGACUUAAAACUGGAAAAUGUCCUCCUGGAUAAAAAUGGAAAUGCAAAAUUGACGGAUUUUGGUUUCACAAGAGAAUCCAUGACAAAGGCAGUGCUUGAGACUGUGUGCGGAACUACCGUGUAUAUGGCUCCAGAAAUGAUUCAGCAUAAACCUUAUGAUGGUUUUAAAGUGGACAUUUGGUCUCUUGGUGUUAUAUUGUAUACUUUACUAUGCGGCUGUCUACCAUUUGAUGAAGAUGAUGACUUACUAACAAAGCAAAAAAUUAUCAACGAUACCCCAGUAAUUGAUGAACGAAUCACCAUACCCGAAGCGCAAAAUCUCAUUGAACAAUUACUUUCAAAGGAUCCCACAGAGAGACCAAAUACAAGUGCCAUAUUACUACACCCAUUCUUACAACCUUAUGGAACCUUGAUUCUGGAGCAGACCAACAAGAUUAUCCUGAAACAAAAACAAGGUGGGUCUCAAUUCAGCUCGCGAUUAGAAAGAAGACUAAUAAAAAAAAUGAAGAGAAUAGGUUAUGAUACUCAAGCAAUUAGACAAUCUGUUAUCAAAAAGAAAUGUGACUCUUUGUCAGGCUUGUGGUUUUUAUUAGCGGAAAAAGAGAAGAAAAUUGAUGAUAAGAACCGACCAAGAAGAAGCCGUUCAUUGCUUUCAGUCCGAAAGGUGUUUGAUGACUCCACACAAGACCUAUUGACUGGUGAUGACGGACUUUUAACUACUUCUCUUGAGGUUACAAGAGUUGGUUCGAUAGGUAAGAUAUUAAACAAGCAAGCUGAAAGAGUGACAUCGUUAGCACCUAUGGGAGUGAAAAAGUCCAUCGAUUUUUCAACAAGGUCACUGAAUCUUACUUUAACUAACACGAACCAAAGCCAAGAUAAUAAUACAAAAAACCAAGAGUCUGUCACAUUUUCAAAAGAACAAGUAAGAAGGGUACAAAGUGGUACCAAUGCAAGUACACAAAACGAGCAAUCACCAAAGAAGACAAAUAUAUUCAAGAAGAUGUCCAAAUUUUUUAAAGAGAAGAAAUAUUUUAGCAACUUAAACAAUGAAGAGAGUGCAAGUAGUACAAAUACUAUGAGAAGAAGCUUAGAGACAUCUCUAGGUGCUUCUUCGCACAAUAAAGAAAGCGUUUCACCUGAAAAGGGUAAUUCCAUUAACGAAGAUGAAAAUCGAAAUGAGAAGUUUGAUUCAACUGACAAAAGAAAACCAAUCAAACAAUCAGAAAAGGCAACUAUGGUCCUUUUACCAGAAGACAGACACAAACUUACCAUAACUGAGCCAAAUGUGACGAGGCUGAAAUCCUCCAGUGUAACAUCUCGACAAACCUCCACUGACAACGAUGACAGCGAAUCAAUGGAUAACUCUAGAUCAGGAUCUGCUGAAAUAAAAAAGCGAAACUUAGUGCCGACGGCACGUCCAUUUUCUGGGUUAUCAGAAAUUUCUAAUGAUACUUACAACUCUGAUUAUUCAACUGAUGGUAACACAUCCUCUUACAGAGUUAAUGACCCACCUCUAUCACAGAUAAUGAAAACUAAUUCUGGAGGUACUUCUCAAUAUUCCGGAAAUUCUGAAAAACUCACAAAUGGAACUGGAAGAAGAUAUAUUAGAAGAAACCAAAGCUUGAUAUCCAAUGCUUCAAGUGCCUCAGAAAAAAGCUCCAGAACCGAUUCAUUUUAUGAUAUCACUACAGCAUCACCACCAGCAUUUAUUGAUAACCGAUCUAAGAAUAAUUUUGGCUUAAAAGAGUCAAUUUUACCUAGAUUUGGAGCACAUCAUUCCUGGGGGCCAAAAAGAUCCUAUGCAAGCAACAGAGUUGGCUCUUUAGGAAGAAGAGCGCAAAAGAGGAACUAUCUAAAAAAUAACUCCAGUAGAACUACCCAAUCCAUAAUCAAGGAGGAAGAUUCUUCAGACAACGACGAAACUGAUGUCUCCUACCAUAGCUACAGGUAUAAUAAUAACAAAUCACCCCUCAAUGCUUUCCGUUCGGGUGGUACUCCAGAAUACGGUGAGGAUAAGUUAAUCUCAUCCUCUCCAUUACAGACAUUUGGUAAUGUCGAACAUACACCCCCAAAGUCCGCAACUGAUUCACCUGAGGCAUUUAAUGGUAUUUAUGCACCUGUUGUUUCAAAUCGCAUCCCAUCCAAAAAUAUAGUCGAAGAUGAAGAAUUAAUUAGUGCGGCUGACUUGGAAGAUAACUUUUCAGAUGACUAA
Nakaseomyces glabratus is the source of this 2682-nucleotide messenger RNA. Its product is annotated as non-specific serine/threonine protein kinase. Gene Ontology annotation, molecular function: ATP binding; protein serine/threonine kinase activity. Gene Ontology annotation, cellular component: cytoplasm. The record is from RefSeq and is a predicted model, not a curated record. Lineage: Eukaryota; Fungi; Ascomycota; Saccharomycetes; Saccharomycetales; Saccharomycetaceae. Gene Ontology annotation, biological process: intracellular signal transduction; protein phosphorylation.